AUGAAGCUAUUCCUCCCCAUUUCGCUGCUUACAGCUAUCUUAACGUUCGUGUCUGCGGCUCCGGCUGCCGUCACUGAGUAUGAGUACGUCGUCGUCGGCUCCGGCGCCGGUGGUGGUCCUCUCGCCUGCCGUCUUGCUCGCGCUGGACACAAGACUUUGCUAAUUGAGGCUGGCGAUGAUCAAACCGGAAACGACAACACCACUAUCCCCGCCUUCCAAGGUCUAGUCGCUCAAGAUGUCAAGUUGCGAUGGGACUACUUUGUCAACCACUACCAAGAUCAGACCCGCGCCCAACAAGAUUUCAAGUACAGCUGGGAGGUCAGCCCGUACAAUUAUCAUGUUGCCAAAGACGGACCACCACCAGCUGGAGCAAAGCCUCUCGGUAUCCUGUAUCCUCGUGCAGGCACCCUCGGCGGCUGCGUCACUCACAAUGCCCUCAUCUUCAUCACUCCUCAUGCGAGCGAUUGGAACGGUAUUGCUGCUACCGUUGGCGACAACUCUUGGUCCGCACCCAAAAUGAACACAUACCUCAACAAGGUCUACGAAUGGCUUCCCGUCAACCCAACCGAUCCUACGAUCUUGACAAAUGAUCUCAAGCUCACACAGCAUCUUGCUGGUGGAGCUGCAGCUAUUGGACAGGGACCAUCCGUUCUCACCGCCACUCUGGGCAUCACCAACGCUUUACUCGCUGACCCCAAUUCCAGACUCGACCCUAAACGUGACUCCAAAGAGGGCCUCUAUCAAAUCCCCCUCAUUCAGGAGGGUGGUGCUCGAGUUGGUGUUCGCGACUUCAUCGCUUCCACAGUUGCCCAAGGUUACCCCUUGACUGUUCGCACUAACUGUUUCGUUACCAAGAUCAUCUUCGACACAACUGGUGCCACGCCUAAGGCUACUGGGGUCGAGUUCCUGGACGGCAAGCAGCUUUAUAGAGCCAGCCCACUGAGCGGCGGUACCGGAGUGAAGGGUACGGCCACAGUCACCAAGGACCUCAUCAUCUCCGCUGGAGCUUUCAACACCCCUCAACUGUUGAAGCUCAGCGGCAUUGGACCUCAAGAAGAGUUGGCCAAGUUCGGUAUCCCUCUCAUCAAGCAUUUGCCUGGAGUUGGCACAAACUUGCAGGACCGCUACGAGAUUCCUGUUGUUGUAAAGCAUGGCUCUGACUUCAAUGUCUUGGCUGGUUGCACGUUUGAUGCGAAGGCACAAGACAUGUGCUAUACCAAGUAUAAGAACAGCCCCAACCUUCUCGCAUUGAAGGGUGCUUACGCCACUAACGGUCUUGCGGCAACCUUGGCUGUUAAUUCCGACUUCGCGGCAAACUCUGACAUUGACCUUUACAUCUUCGCUGGCCCCGUGAACUUUCGAGGAUAUUUCCCGCAAUGGGCUGACGACAUUGUCAAGGACCACAAGCACUUGGGAUGGAGCACUCUGAAGGCUCACACCCGCAACCGCGCCGGCACAGUCCAGCUCAGCUCCGCUGACCCUCUCGACAGGCCCAUCAUCAACUUCAACUACUUUGACACUGGAAAUACAACUCGUGGAGAAGAUGUGGCUGACCUCAACGCCAUGAUCCAGGCAAUCAAGAUCUCCCGAAAUGCCUUGCAACGCUACAAGGACUUCUUCCUACUUGGCGGUGAUUCCUUCGUCGAGGAGUCCCCAGGUGCGAGUGUCCAGUCGGAUGCCGACAUUGGUGCUUACAUCAAGAGAAACGCCUGGGGCCAUCACGCAUCGUGUUCGACGCCCCUCGGCUCUGACUCCGAUCCCAUGGCCGUCCUUGACGCCAAAUUCAGAGUCCGCGGCGUCCAGAACCUGAGAGUGGUUGAUGCAUCCGUCUUCCCCCAGAUUCCUGGCAUCUUCAUCCAGUCUGCUAUUCUCAUGGUCUCGGAGAAGGCUGCGGAUGUCAUCUUGAACCCGUAA
This is a messenger RNA of Drepanopeziza brunnea f. sp. 'multigermtubi' MB_m1, 1914 nucleotides long. The record is from RefSeq and is a predicted model, not a curated record. Lineage: Eukaryota; Fungi; Ascomycota; Leotiomycetes; Helotiales; Drepanopezizaceae.